This is a messenger RNA of Nerophis lumbriciformis (worm pipefish), 1590 nucleotides long. The record is from RefSeq and is a predicted model, not a curated record. NCBI's taxonomy places the organism in Eukaryota, Metazoa, Chordata, Actinopteri, Syngnathiformes, Syngnathidae.
AUGUGCGACAACGGCGACCCCGAGGACAAGCCCCCGGCGCCGCCUGUCCGCAUGAGCAGCACCAUCUUCAGCACCAGCUCCAGCAAAGACUCGUUGUCGGCGAACCAUAGCUCCAAGCCACUGCCUUCGGUGCCCGAAGAAAGAAAGCCUCGCAGCAAGAUUAUCUCAAUCUUUUCCGGCGCGGAGAAAGGUGGAAAAAAAGAUCGAGACAAAGAGCGACCGGAGAUUUCGCCACCUUCCGAUUUUGAACACACCAUACAUGUUGGCUUCGAUGCUGUCACUGGAGAGUUCACUGGUAUGCCGGAGCAGUGGGCUCGGCUACUUCAGACUUCUAACAUCACCAAGUCAGAGCAGAAGAAGAACCCGCAAGCCGUGCUUGAUGUUCUCAAAUUUUACGACUCCACGGGCAACGGGCGGCAGAAGUACCUCAGCUUCUCAUCUUCUGAAAAAGAAGCAUUCACUCCAGGGCCACAGUCUCCAGUCAAAAAAGGGGCGGAGCCCGCAUCUCCGACAAUCAAAGACAUCGAUGACGAUGAGGAUGAUGAAGCUCCGCCUCCCGCCGUGGCUCCCAGACCGGAACACACCAAAAGCGUGUACACACGGUCCGUCAUCGAUCCCCUGCCCGCGCCCACCCCGAGCACGGACGGCGAUGCGGCGUCUAAAAGUGCCGACAGACAGAAAAAGAAGGGCAAAAUGUCGGAUGAGGAGAUCAUGGACAAACUGAGAACAAUCGUCAGCAUUGGCGACCCCAAAAAGAAAUACACCAGAUAUGAGAAAAUUGGACAGGGAGCUUCUGGAACAGUCUUCACUGCCAUUGACGUUGCCACAGGACAAGAGGUUGCCAUCAAACAGAUCAACCUCCAGAAGCAACCCAAGAAGGAGCUGAUCAUCAAUGAAAUCCUGGUUAUGAAGGAGCUCAAAAAUCCCAACAUUGUUAACUUCCUGGACAGUUUCCUGAUGGGGGAAGAGCUAUUUGUGGUGAUGGAGUACCUGGCGGGCGGCUCGCUUACCGACGUGGUCACCGAAACGUGCAUGGAUGAAGCCCAAAUAGCCGCCGUCUGCAGAGAGUGUUUACAAGCGUUGGACUUCCUGCACGCUAACCAGGUCAUCCACAGAGACAUUAAAAGUGACAACGUGCUGCUCGGCAUGGACGGUUCCGUCAAGCUGACCGACUUCGGUUUCUGCGCCCAGAUCACUCCAGAGCAGAGCAAGCGCAGCACCAUGGUGGGCACGCCCUACUGGAUGGCCCCUGAGGUGGUGACCCGCAAAGCCUACGGGCCAAAAGUGGACAUCUGGUCACUGGGCAUCAUGGCCAUUGAGAUGGUGGAGGGAGAGCCUCCCUACCUCAAUGAAAACCCCCUACGGGCCUUAUAUCUGAUCGCCACCAACGGAACACCCGAGCUACAGAACCCUGAGAAGCUGUCGCCUGUUUUCAGAGACUUUCUCAACCGAUGCCUGGAGAUGGACGUGGAGAAGCGGGGUGGCGGCAAAGAGCUCCUGCAGCAUCCCUUCCUGAAGCUGGCCAAGCCUCUUUCCAGUCUCACGCCGCUUAUCCUGGCUGCCAAGGAGGCCAUGAAAGGCAAUCGUUAA